Clavispora lusitaniae ATCC 42720 is the source of this 507-nucleotide messenger RNA. The record is from RefSeq and is a predicted model, not a curated record. NCBI's taxonomy places the organism in Eukaryota, Fungi, Ascomycota, Pichiomycetes, Serinales, Metschnikowiaceae.
AUGGCCCAGUCCCGGCCAAAAAGAAAGGCCGCAUGCAAUAAAAACUACUCAGAUGCCAUUAUCGAGUCUCGAUUCGAUGACAUCGUCAAACCUGCUCAGGCCAAUCCUAGAAAUGGAUCUCGCCGAAGAGGAAUCUCUGCGUCUCCGUCCAAAUCAACUGGCUCUCCUUCAGCACAAAAAUCGACCGGUAAGGUGCCUUACAAUUGGCAGCCGCCUCCACUGGACGCGGACGUUUUUUCUCGGAGACUUAACUUGACGGAUGCCACAGUAGACACCAAGAAACAAGUCUUGCUGUGUCCACAUCAACCAUUUGAAGCUUCCAGUUUCAACAUUCUAGACGAGGCUGAGCCGUUGGCAGCAUUGCUUCUGGAACAUACAGGCCAGAAACAGCCAAAACCUCGGAGACUGCCGCAGACAGUUUUCCAGUUAAAAAAGGGCGAUUUCAUUUAUAUGGUGAGCGAACCUCCAGGAGAGCCGUACUAUAUCGGGCCGGAUCAUGGGUUUUAA